UUUCCCGACUGUCAUAUCUCCAAAUCAUAAAUCAGAGAUCAGCAGCGGUUAUCUUUCCUUGUUGGCAUUAUUACAGUCUUAUCACAGCAUUUCCUCAGCGUUGCAAAAAAGCUAAAUCUUUGUUGAGAACACCAAAACAUUCCAGUUUCCGGUGAUUAUCAUCCAAGAAUACAGCGGAUAAGCACAAGUGUUCAGAUUUAUGCAAACCGUGAUUUACUUCUGGUUUUGAGUUUGAUGUACAAUCUAUUUGAUGGUCAAACUGCUUUCGGUGACAUGCUUCUCUUCCUGGCUCAUAAUGACUCCGUUUCUAAUGCACUGACGGGAAACAAGAUUUUGAUAGGCUGUUUGGUCGGUCUCCUUUCCUCUGCGUGUCAGUCUAUUGGCCUCAUUCUUCAGAGAAAGUCGCAUCUGGCGAGUGAAUCCGUGGCUGGGAGCGACAAUCAACUAUCUGCAUACAAAAGGUCGUUGUGGCAUCUAGGAUUUCUGUUGUUCAUCAUCUCUAAUGUCUUUGGCUCUACAAUUCAGCUUUCAACUCUUCCUUUGAUUGUUCUAAGCCCUCUGCAGUCGAUAGGUUUGGUGUUCAAUACUGUAUUUAACACUUUGAUCUUACAUGAGGAAUUUACUCGACACUCUUUUUAUGGAACUGUAUUGGUUGGUGUUGGAGCAUUUUUGAUCGCUCUAUGCGGCGGAGGUAUUGGUGAACCAGAAUAUGACCUUGCUGACUUCAUCGUCCUCUUGAGUCAAAAGGAGUUCGUUGUUUGGACAAGUGUGGAAUUUGGGAUAAUUACGCUCAUACUUUCUUGGACAAUCGUAUCUUCAUAUGAAAUUUCUCGCCAAUCGAGACAAGGUCAGCCCAGCCCUUGUAUACAAUUCUUUCACGUAAUCGAUGCGAAUGUUAAAGAACAUCUCAGAAAUGUUCAGGAAAACACGUCAAACAGUGAUUCAAAUUUUCAGUUUUCAGCUAAUAUAUUCAAGGAAAAGGUGCUCCAGAUUGUUUUAUGGAUUGUUCAGUGCAACACGUAUCUUUACAAAGCUCUAUUUGCAUUCCCCUUGGCGACUAUAAAAUCAAUCCAAGGGAUAUCAUAUGGAAUUACUUCCGGUAUACUCUCCGCUCAGUCUUUAUUGCUCGCAAAAUCUGCAAUAGAGAUAACCCUUUUAACUCUUUCCAAUCGUAACGUGAAACAGUUGAAUAAUUCAAUGGUUUACCUGCUGGUGCUUGUUUUUCUAGUGCUGUGUUUGUCUCAAUUAUAUUUGCUGAACCAGGGACUGAAACUUAUUAGCACUUCCAUCCUAUACCCAUUAGUAUUUUGUGUUUACAAUAUCUCAAGCAUAUCUAAUGGGCUGACAUUUUAUAGGCAGUGGUCCCAAUUUCUUGGAGCAGCUGGAUUUUUCAUAUUUUUGGGGACGGUUUUGGUUGUGUUUGGCGUAUUCAUCUUGAGUGGAUCAUCCAGCCAAGCAGAAACUCGGUAUUAUGGCUCUUCCAGAUCCAAGUCUCCGAUCAGCCUGCCUUUAAUGGACUCAGAAGUUCAAGAGUAUCAAAGUAUAACUCAAACAACUCCCAAGUCAAAGCAUAGCAGAAAGUUGUCUCUCAAGGAGGGAGUUAUAUCUUCUAUGUUUUCAUUGACAGACCCAUCAGAUCCCGAGAGUCCGUAUUAUGAACCACUGUGUGCUGAUAUGUCACCAUCUGGACUUUCAAACAGAUCUUUGCCGGUGGACCUGAUAAAACCAAUUAUCAAAAAAACAGGGAUGAAUAUCAAUAACGCUAGCAGAAAAGUAUCAGGAUUUUUUAGAAAGUCCAUUGACAACAGACAAAUGACGCAAACGAGCUCAUCUGAUCAAUCAUACAAUCAAGAUCCGUGCGCAAUCUCCUUCGAAAAUUACGGGGAAAGUCCUCAAAGAUUUGAUGCAUGCUUUAAACAAACGCAAUAUGUGUCGUUCGAUUCUCUAAAAGAGUUCAAAAAUCAGAAUGCGAUUACAUAUGCAUCCGAAACUCUCAAGGACGGGUCUAAAACAACCCCUAGAGGAAAGAAACGAUUACCCGACAUUCGUGAAUCUGGCUUUAGUUCGAUAAGCUAUGUCCCAAUCUCGGAGAAUUCUCAACUGAGAACAAAUAUGCCAAGUGAUUAUCAUGGCACUCGACUGCAUUCCGAUAAAUCUGAUAGCCCCACGAAGCAAAGGAGAAGGUCAAAAAUCAGAGAAGGAUGGCUUUUGGAAAGCGAAGGGUCCCCUAGAACUCUGACCCACGAAAACCAAACUCAAGAUACAACUAUAAGCGAAUUUGAGUCUACGAAGCAUGUAGAUUCCAAUUCUCUGCCUUCAGAUGAUGAGUACAAUCCUCACAAUGCUUUCAAUUUUUCGCUAAAUAAUACGAUUGAUGAGAUACAAAAUCAGCUCAACGGAAACUCGCAAGAAGGGGCAACAUAUAGAAGUCCAAACUCGACCAGAUCUCUGUUUGACAGUAUUGAUAAUGAUCAAAAGAACCUGGUUUUAGGUUCGAAUCAAACAGAUCCAAGAACAACUUUUGCCGCAAAAGCAAGUACAUAUCCUAGUGCACCAAGUGCGCACAACAAGCUUUUUGGCACGAACAAUAAACUGCAUAGCUCUGUGGAAAACUCGAAAAGAGUCUAUUCUUACGAACAAAAACGGGUACAUGAAGAACUCACACAACCCUAACUCUGCCUUCUUGCUACAUACUUUAGCUUAUGUCAUCCUCGUUAACGACGAAAGCCCCGGAGAGCGAUAAUGCAGGUUCGUCGAUGUUGUUGUGCUGAUAACUGAGGACGCCAACCCCCCCAGCGUCUAAAAUAAGCUGGGGAUUUUGGUUGAUCUCUCUCUUCAACCAGCGGGCGGCAAAACACCUCAGAAUAUGCCCGUGGCCGACAACAAGUACAUCACAAGCUUCACCUGCUUCUAAUGCUUUUCUGUGUACUGUACGAAUCCGAUCUAUCACGGUGUCCACUCUUUUUGUAAUCUGCAUAUAGUCUUCUCCGUUUUCACAACCCUUAGACCAGAUAUCCCAAUCAGAUCCAAGACCUCGACUUUCCCUCAAUUCUAGUAUUUCAUUUGUUUUCAGGCCUUCAUAAUCACCGUAGUCCCAUUCCCUGAUAUCAUUGUCAAUAUCAAAUUGGAUGUGUGCCUUUUCAUCGGAAGAUAAUGAUUCUAGUAGGAGAUCACGAGUGUGAAUCGCUCUGGUUCUGGGAGAGCUAAUGACCAGUUUUAGAUCUUGUGCCUGAAUGAGGUUUGAGGAACUGGUCCCAAUCAGCGCCACGCCAGUUGCCUUCAUUUGCUUGAUGCCAUAUUCUGUUAAAUCGAGAUCUGUGAUUGAUGUAUACUGUCCUGAUUUGGACCAAGAAGUUUGGCCAUGACGAAUAAUUAUACACCGGGGCGUUUGAGCGUGAGAUCUCAUGAUAGACUUUUCUAGCUUUGUG
This is a messenger RNA of Ogataea polymorpha, 3428 nucleotides long. RefSeq lists its product as uncharacterized. Lineage: Eukaryota; Fungi; Ascomycota; Pichiomycetes; Pichiales; Pichiaceae. The transcript is spliced from 2 exons. The record is from RefSeq and is a predicted model, not a curated record. Gene Ontology annotation, molecular function: magnesium ion transmembrane transporter activity. The coding region runs from base 235 to 2673 and encodes 812 amino acids. Gene Ontology annotation, cellular component: membrane. Gene Ontology annotation, biological process: magnesium ion transport.